Vigna radiata var. radiata (mung bean) is the source of this 1843-nucleotide messenger RNA. Its product is annotated as AP-1 complex subunit mu-2. The record is from RefSeq and is a predicted model, not a curated record. Gene Ontology annotation, cellular component: clathrin adaptor complex; cytoplasmic vesicle. Gene Ontology annotation, biological process: intracellular protein transport; vesicle-mediated transport. Lineage: Eukaryota; Viridiplantae; Streptophyta; Magnoliopsida; Fabales; Fabaceae. The transcript has 11 exons. Bases 122 to 1408 code for a protein of 428 amino acids.
UACUUUGUGGCAACGGCGUCGUAUAUGAGUCUUUGUUUUUCAUGUUCUUCUUCUCCUUUUUCUGUUGACGGUGGCGCUGAUCUGAUAGGAAUCCAGGAUCCGAUCACUGCAGCAGCAAGCAAUGGCAGGGGCAGCCUCGGCUCUGUUCCUACUCGACAUCAAAGGCCGCGUCCUUAUCUGGCGCGACUACCGAGGCGAUGUCUCCGCCGUCGACGCGGAACGCUUCUUCACCAAGCUCAUCGAGAAACAGGCCGAUCCGCAGUCUCAAGAUCCGGUCGUGCUCGACAACGGCGUGACCUACAUGUUCGUUCAGCAUAGCAACGUCUACAUCAUGAUAGCCACCAGACAGAACUGCAAUGCCGCCAGCCUCCUCUUCUUCCUGCACCGAAUCGUCGACGUGUUUAAGCACUACUUCGAAGAAUUGGAAGAGGAAUCGCUUAGGGACAACUUCGUCGUCGUGUAUGAACUACUUGAUGAGAUUAUGGACUUUGGCUAUCCUCAGUACACCGAGGCGCAAAUUCUUAGUGAGUUUAUCAAGACUGAUGCUUAUAGAAUGGAAGUUACGCAGAGACCUCCCAUGGCUGUGACUAAUGCCGUGUCUUGGCGCAGCGAAGGGAUAAACUAUAAGAAAAAUGAGGUUUUCUUGGAUGUGGUGGAGAAUGUUAAUAUACUUGUCAAUAGCAAUGGACAAAUAAUUCGAUCUGACGUUGUUGGGGCGUUGAAGAUGAGAACGUAUUUGAGUGGUAUGCCUGAGUGCAAACUUGGCUUAAAUGAUAGAGUAUUGUUAGAGGCACAAGGUAGAACAACAAAGGGAAAGGCUAUUGACUUAGAAGACAUCAAAUUUCAUCAGUGUGUGCGUUUGGCUCGAUUUGAAAAUGAUAGAACAAUUUCCUUUAUACCACCUGAUGGGUCGUUUGAUUUGAUGACAUACAGGCUCAGUACACAGGUUAAGCCUUUAAUUUGGGUGGAAGCAAGUGUUGAAAAGCAUUCAAAGAGUCGGAUUGAGAUUAUGGUGAAAGCAAGGAGUCAAUUUAAGGAGCGUAGCACUGCCACAAAUGUGGAGAUUGAGUUGCCAGUGCCUGUUGAUGCAACAAAUCCUAAUGUUCGAACUUCAAUGGGAUCUGCAUCAUAUGCACCUGAAAAGGAUGCGUUAAUCUGGAAAAUUAGAUCCUUCCCUGGAGGCAAAGAAUAUAUGUUGAGAGCAGAGUUUCGUCUUCCAAGUAUAACAGAUGAGGAUGCAACUCCUGAGAGAAAAGCCCCUAUAAGUGUCAAAUUUGAAAUACCAUACUUUACCGUUUCUGGCAUACAGGUUAGAUAUUUGAAGAUUAUUGAGAAAAGUGGUUAUCAGGCUCUUCCAUGGGUGAGAUACAUAACGAUGGCUGGAGAGUACGAACUACGGCUUAUUUAAGAACUUGUAUCUUUCUUUGGCGCUUGAAUUUCUCCGAAUAAUUGUGUCAACUUCCAUGGUUAAUGGUUUUAAACUGGUGGGUGGUAGAGGAACUCGAAUGAAAUUAGUUACAUUUUAUAUGGCGUGAUCAUAUCUCCCAUCAUGAUUGUUGUUUUGGCAACAGAUCGCAAGUUGCCCUUGUCCAUAAAGUUCAGGAAUUGGCAAGUGUAAGGCUGUAUCUUCUGUAAGUGUUUUUUUGUUCAAAUCUGUUUUUUGUUGGGAAAAUGCUUGAUUUUUUUUUUCCUUCUAUUGCUUUUUAUUUACAAUCUGUCAAUCUUUUCCCAAUGUCUUCAGUUUGAUUUAUUUGUAAGAGAAUUAUUAGCUUUUGUAUUACGAAGACUGAAUAUUUCCCCCCUCAUUAUUUUGUAUCCACUAUCUGACCCUCUCUUGUAUUAA